This is a messenger RNA of Jaculus jaculus (lesser Egyptian jerboa), 1818 nucleotides long. It is a transcript of the gene Hapln3, whose product is annotated as hyaluronan and proteoglycan link protein 3. Gene Ontology annotation, molecular function: hyaluronic acid binding. Gene Ontology annotation, biological process: cell adhesion. The transcript is spliced from 5 exons. NCBI's taxonomy places the organism in Eukaryota, Metazoa, Chordata, Mammalia, Rodentia, Dipodidae. The record is from RefSeq and is a predicted model, not a curated record. Bases 204 to 1286 code for a protein of 360 amino acids.
GAGUGCGGGGUUUGUGGGUUGCUUCCUUUCGGGCCAUUUAAGAUCCCAAAUCCUCCGGUGGCAUCAGACCUGGACAGCCCCUGACCCCAGCGUGUCACGGUGGUCCUGAGCGCUGGAGCCAUCGAGCAUCCGGCUGGGGACGACGUCACCCCUAAACCCAUCUUUAUCCAGGACGCCCUGGCACUGCCUCUGUGCCUGCUGGCAUGGGUCUGUGGCUGUUUUUCCUGGUGUUUCCGGUCACCUGCGUCUCUGGACUGCCCUUCUACAAUGGCUUCUACUAUUCCAGUGGUCCCCGUGGCAGGACCCUGGGCAAUGGCUAUGGGGAAGGCCUGUUCAACGGAGUGAAGUUGGUGGUUGAGACGCCCGAGGAGGUCCUGUUCAGCUACCGCGGGGCCAGCGUAACCCUGCCCUGCCGCUACCGCUACGAGCCGGCCCUGGCCUCCCCGAGGCCUGUGCGGAUCAAGUGGUGGAAGCUGUCAGAGAAUGGCGCCCCCGAGCAGGACGUGCUGGUGGCCAUCGGGCAGAAGCACCGCUCCUUUGGGGACUACCAAGGGCGUGUGCAUCUGCUACAGGACGAGGCUCGUGAAGUGUCCUUGGAGCUUAGAGACUUGAGGCUGGAGGACUCCGGGCGCUACCGCUGUGAGGUCAUUGAUGGACUGGAGGACGAGAGUGGCCUGGUAGAGCUGGAGCUGCGGGGCAUAGUUUUCCCCUACCAGCCCCGCCAGGGGCGUUACCAGCUCAACUUCCACGAGGCCCAAAAGGCGUGCCGGGAGCAGGACGCAGUGGUGGCCUCCUUUGAGCAGCUCUUCCGGGCCUGGGAGGAAGGCCUGGACUGGUGCAACGCGGGCUGGCUGCAGGACGCUUCGGUGCAGUACCCCAUAACGCUGCCCAGGCAGCCCUGUGGAGGCCUGGGCCUGGCCCCGGGCGUGCGCAGCUACGGCCACCGCCACCACCGCCUGGACCGCUACGACGUGUUCUGCUUUGCCGCGGCCCUCAAGGGGCGGGUGUACUACCUGGAACACCCCAUGAAGCUGACGCUGCCCGAGGCCAGGGAAGCCUGCCGGGAAGAUGACGCACAGAUUGCCACAGUGGGCCAGCUCUUCGCUGCCUGGAAGUUCCGUGACCUGGACCGCUGUGAUGCUGGCUGGCUGGCAGAUGGCAGUGCCCGCUACCCUGUGGCUCACCCCCGCCCCAACUGCGGACCCCCUGAGCCUGGGGUCCGCAGCAUUGGCUUCCCAGACCCGCAGACCCGCUCCUAUGGUGUCUAUUGCUACCGCCAACGUUAGGCCCCUGGCCAGCUCUGAACCCUCCCAGAGCCCUGCCUUCCCUGGCUAGGUUGAUAUUAGGUGGGUCAUUUCCCCAUUCGUGGGUUGGGGCAAUGUUAGUAUUGUUUUUAUACUUCUCAACGUAAACGUUUUUAAGGUAUCAUCGUUAUUUUUGUAAAUCUAAUAGAUAGGAUUCCCAAUUCCCAUUGUCACUCCAGGGGAUCUCCCUCUGCCGUUCCCGAGGGCAGUGGGUCCCCCUGGUGUUCAGCGCAGGCAGUGACCAACCUGAACCUAUAGAGGUGAGAGCUCAGUGGCGGAAGGCAGCUUUCCCUGGUCUCAGCCUACGGGAGGCAGCAAGCUCCCGGGGAGCUCCUUUUAGUUCUAGAGAGAGAGGGUCGCUCCAGGGCUUGUGGGUAAGAUCUGAGCAAGGGGAGAACUUUCCUGCCAGUUUCCCCUUCCUCUCUUUGUUCCAAAUAGUCUGGGUUUCCUUGCUUUGGAGUAGCUCUCUGGGUGUGUGCACCUUCUGUGGACAAUAAAUGGUGCUAUGACCCUC